Messenger RNA from Lymnaea stagnalis (great pond snail), 12629 nucleotides. The record is from the annotation of a GenBank genome assembly. Lineage: Eukaryota; Metazoa; Mollusca; Gastropoda; Lymnaeidae.
AACAGCAGACGUGGCGAAGCACUGUGUUGUGGUUCCCUGACUGUGCGAUCGGUUCAUGUUAUUGUGUUUGUUAAUGGAAUCAGUGUGUUAAGAGCGUAUUUGCUAGAAGGAUAUUUUUAAUACUGAGGAGACCUAGCAUUGUAAAUUGACAGAAAAGUAUAACAGAAUCAAAAACAAGUGUAGGCAAAAUAUUUUAACGAUCUUUUUUUUCAUAUUAAAGAAAUUAAUUAGAUAAAUAUAAAUCGGCUCUGACGGGGACGCAGUCAGAAGAUGCAAGAUGCCGCACUGUUCGAAAAAUCCUCAACUAAACAACUGGCAAACAGCCAAUUUAGUAAUGUACCCAUUGCUAAUGGUAAAUCAAACGAUCACUCAAGUGGUAAUCAUUCAAUAAAAGCGGAUAUAGAGCUAACACAUGAAAGUGGCAGUUGCAACAGUUUAGGCUUAAGCGAACAUUUAAAAAGUAACAACAUGAAUUCAAGUGUCCAUAUGGUAGCAAAUGACACAACGCAGACUGGAGCCACAUCACAUCAUUCAGGUCCUAUAACGUGGUCGGCUGCUUCAACUUCAGCAUCGACACUAACACCAGAAGAAACAUAUGUUCAUGGGAUCACAUCUUUGAAUAGUGGUGCUGUAACAUUUCAACAAUUUUCUUCUCUCUCCAUGAAUUCAGCAACGGGAAUAUACAAUUCAAAUGUUGCUUUUCCACCAACCCAAGCAGCAAUUUUGGCUCAGCAUGGAAGGAGAGCCAUUACAGGCCAUAGUGGUGUUAAUAAUAUCCCAAGACAGCAGACUAAUCUUAUGGUCAAUACAUGCAGUAAUCCUAAAAUAUUGCCAAACUGGAAUAAUUCUCAUCAAGCAUCAUGGUCUACUCAACCUUCACAAGCAACUCUCUACCCCCCUUGGAAUGUACAACAACGGAGAUCUGUGCCAAAUAUGAGUGCCCUUGCACCAGCUGUAGUGAAAAAGCAAACCAUUCAACAGCAGUUACAACACUCAUCCUUUAUAGUGCCAUCCAAAUUUAGAAGAAGCACAUCUUUUCCUGGUCAAAUUCAGGCCUCUGUUGGUGUUAAGAAUCCAUAUGAUUUUACAACUUUUGAUGAUGUUGUGACUUAUCAGGUAAAAAUGUUAUAAUUUGUAGGCCUACUCAUACCCAUAGGUCUAAUUAUUGUAACUGUCAAUUUGGCUAAACCAGAAAUUUAAAUUUCAAUUGUUCAAAAUGAUUAAUUUAAUAUAAAAUUUAAUGUUAAGUGGUGGCGAUGGUACUAUUAUAGACUUAUGAAGUGGCUAUUCGUACCCAGGUACCAGAAGUGAGAGGUUGGGAUUAAAAAAUUAUUUAAAAUUUUAUUGUUGGGUUUGUAAGACAUAAUGAGGUAUCAAAUGAAAGAUAAUUGAAUGGACUAUAUGUUUUUUAAACUUAAUCUUCAGUUUAACUAAAAUAAACUACCACAAAUGACAUCCGAAUAGCACUGAGUCAAAAUGGACCCAGACACGCAGCGCCACCAUGAGCACCCUGAUACGAUGUUGAGUUACAAAAAAAAUAGCCAAUAUUUAUUUCCCUACAUUUUUUAUAGUGCCAUGAAUCAUAUUUUUUCAUAUUGAUUUGUUGGUUCCAUUAACUCAUUUUUGACCGCCUUUUCAUUAUCAACUCUUUUGAAAUUAGACCCUUAAGCCUUUAAAUGUUGCACUGUAGUAAAGACUUGUCAUAAACAUAACUUAUUAUAAAAUAUCUUGCCUUAAUUAACUAAAUUUAUUUCAUUUUUUGUUUGUAUUUUAUAGUUUAAAUAAACGAAGUGUCUUCAUGUCCAGCGACCGGACGAAUAAUUCUCGAGAUAUUUGUCCGGCGAUCAGGUAACAUGACCGCCGUAACAAAGUUGGGCGAGAUAUCUGUCCGUCAGCCUUGUCACGUGACCACUAAUAGUCGAUCAUAAAACUGGCGUCGGAGAUGUAUGGGGGCCGACGAGUGUACACUUCAUUUCAAGAAAUAAGUGGGGAGGUGGGUUGUGGAGCAAUGCAUAUUAGAAGGAAGAAAUACUGAGAGCGAAAGAGAAAGGAUAAAUAUAAUAGUGGGGGUGAUAAAUAAUUUAGGCGGGUAUGUAUGGGGGCCGACGAGUAUACACUUCAUUUCAAGAAAUAAGUGGGGAGGUGGGUUGUGGAGCAAUGCAUAUUAGAAGGAAGAAAUACUGUGAGCGAAAGAGAAAGGAUAAAUAUGAUAGUGGGGGUGAUAAAUAAUUAAGGCGGGGAGGUCGAAAGUUCACAAAGAAAUAGACCCUACAUCUUAAAGAUGGCCAAUAUAGGGUAAAUAGUGUACUGUAGAGGUAGCCUACUUCUCACGCAAUAUUUAUAGCCUAAAAUAAAACUUUUUUGACAGUAGAUCUAUUGAAAGUCAACUGGCAAGUAUUGGUCUUAUUUUCUUUGGUUCAUAUUUUAAAUUUAGGCUAUUAGGUAGAGCGUUAUAAGAUAUUUAAACCAAGAUAACAAGACUUUUUUUUUAAAAAAUUUUGCCGACCACCUCUUGUCACAUGCCAUGUCUGCCGGAAUAAUAAUAUAUACUAGUCAUCUGGCGGUCAUGGGACAUGCCCGCCGGAAGAAUAUCUCCCGCACUAUUUGUCCGGUCCUCGGACGUGUAGACACUGCCUUAAAUAAAUUGGUUGAAAAUGUUUUUGUUUUUUUAACUUAAAUUAAAUGUAUUGUUUUAUUUAAUAUAGGUAUAUUUUGCAGUUUUUUCUAUUUCAUUAAGAGCAUUUUUUAUUCUUUUCUUUAAAGUAAAUAUAUAUUAUUUUGGUUAAUUCUAUAUUAUCUUACUUAGACCAUGUAUGUUUACAUUUGUUGUAAGACUUCCACUAGGAACCCAAUCCUGUUAGUCCUCUCUUUAAUUAAAUAAUCCUAAUGUUUGAAACUUUAACAUAUUUGUUCAUUAAGCCCAAGUUUAAGUAAUAUUUACAUUAUUUUUCUGUUCGCUUCUUAGACAUUUUAGUUGCAUUUUAGACAUUCCAUCAUUUAAAUAGUUAAAAUUAUAAUUUUUCAUUCUAAAAGCUGCUUGAAUUUUUUUACCACAAUUCAUGUAAUUAUUUUUAAAGUCUGACAACUGUGCCACUCAUAAAAUUUUCUAAAACUGUAUUUUUAAGUUAAUUUAUAAAUAAUACACUUGUUUUUUUAUACUGUUUAAGUUAAUGAAUUAAUUAUUAAUAAGGUUAUAUUAAAUAAUAAAUAACGAUUUGCAUUUGGGUAAUGAAAGGAUAUUACUUAUUAGUUUUAAAAAAUUACUACAGUGAUGGUUAAAAAACAAAUUAUUUUUGUAUGCCAUUAGAAUUCACUUGGCCCAUAUAUUUCAUUAUCAGAUAACAUUUCUUCAUUUCAUUUUGUAUACAGAAAAUUAUAAGAAAUGCUGACAUCAUUUUAAAUGCUCAUCUUAUCAUAAAGCAUAGCAACUUAAAAAAUAUUAUUUCAUUUAAAAUAAAUAUAUAAACUUAAGCUCUGUCCACGAUACUUCAACCUUUUCAAUUUUCCAUCAUAACAUUUGCAUUUUUUUUUCAGAAUUCCUUACAUUUGAAAAUUAGCUUUCAUUUAUUGCAGAUACUUAUUAAGGUGCUUUAAUAUAUUUUAUGUGAUCAUUUUGAAAUUCAUUAAAGAAAAUCCAUUGUUUUUCCAUUUAUCAGAGCUCCUCGGGUCAAUAUGAUUCAAUGAAGUUCCCAACUCUGGAAAAUCAGCUUCUGGAUAUAAUGAAACAUUCAUCAAUGGAAGGGAUUCAAAUGCGAGGAGAUAAUUUGAAAGGUAUGAGUGUUCGGCUAUCCAUCCGAAAAUAAAUUAUACAUACCAUCCCCCUGGUCCCAGUUAGUUCAGAUAAUGGAAGUUCUACUGUAUUUAUAAUUUAGACAUUAGCUGCUCAUUAUAUUUUUUAAAAAUAUAUUUCUAUUGGGAAAAAAAAUCUGAAUGUUAUAUACUUAACAUUAAUUUUUUGAGUUGUCAACUGAUAUAUGACAAUUUUAAAGUCUGUAUAGAUUAUCUAAGUAUUGGAAUAGUAUCUAUCAAUAUAAAAACUGCAAAACAUAGAGAACAAUAUUUUGCUAACAUUAGAAAUUUUAAACCCUUUAUUUCCUGUCAGACUUAAGAUAUCUAGUAUUAAACAGAUCUUAACUAUUUUUUGUUUUACUGCAAUAUUUGGUGUGGCAUUGAAUUUAUAGCCAAUGCAAAUUCCUAUAGUAUCACUAUCAAGUAGGUGUCAGAUUUAUAGCAUCAUAUCUCUUCUGCUUAUUAGCUUAGAAGAAAUUACUCUGAUUGAGCACUUAAAAAUCUGGCCCAUAAGCUUGAAGGUAACCUCAAAGGUAACAAUCGUGCACAAUUCAGAAGGCAGAAAGAAAGCUCAUAAUAUUUUUUUCAAACAUUACUUUGAUUUGCAUGAUUCUAAAGUUUAAUUUUUACUCAGAUUCAGAGUUGGAUCAUGUUUUAAAGGAGAAAGUUGAUAGGAAGAUGUGAGAUCUUAGCAUAAUUGAGGAAAAUAAAUUAAACUUUAUGUCCAUCAGGGAAAUUAACAAGGUUAAAAAUAGUAUCAUUUUUAUGAAUGCACCUUGUUGUUGGGAUUGAAAAUCAAUUGCUAUAAGAAGCAGUUUAUUUAUUUGCUAAUUUAAAUUUUGUUUCAGCAAAAAUGCCUUUUGUUAUUGAGGAUUCUUCAAUUGAUGACAGUUCACUUGAUCAGACAGUGCCUAAUUUAACAGGGACACCCAGAUCUUCCCCCAGCUCUCAAGGUUUAGAUCGGAUAGAAAGAUUUUCAAGAAAAGUUUUUGUGGGUGGACUACCACCAGACAUUGAUGAAGGUAUUACUUCAAAACAUAUAGUUUUGAUGCCUUUGUCAAAUACUGAUGUGUUGUUGAAUAGAUUUUCAGGGUAUAAUUUAUUGUAUACAAAUUUCAAGUUUCUUAAUUGAAAAAAAAAUCCUUUAAAUAGGAUCUGAUAACUCUGUUAAUAAAAUAAUUAAAAUGACUAAUAUUUUUUCAGAGGAAAUAACGACAGCUUUCAGGAGAUUUGGUGCCCUCGUUGUUGACUGGCCACACAAAGCAGAAUCAAAGUCUUAUUUUCCACCAAAAGGUUUAAACAAAAUACUAUUUAAACUCUUAUUUUAAAUGAAUUUAUUAAUAAUCAAUUUCAACAUGUUCAACGUUGCAUUACAUGGCUGCAAUAGUAAUAAUUUUCUUUUCCUGGUAUUAAGUUUCUUUAAUUUUAUUUGGCCUUUAUCAAAUAAAUCUGGGUUGUUGUUUUUUCAGGCUAUUGCUUCCUGAUAUUUCAAGAUGAGUUGUCCGUGCAAAGUUUGAUUGAAUCAUGUUUAAUGGAUGAUGACAAAUUGUACUGGUGUGUCUCAAGCCCUACUAUGAAGGAUAAACCGGUAUUUGAUAAUUAUAUAUUUGCAUAUUUUAUUCCAUACAUAGCAGCUAGAUAAAUUUGUAAGUUAUUUUUUACACUUUAAUUACAAUUUGUCAAAUGCUGUAUGAUGCCAAUAUUAAUUUUUUAUGUUCUGCCAUAUCUCACAUGUUAUGGGGAAUAAAUAAUGUUGGUUCCCAUUAACCCAUAAACCAUAUCUUAUAUGCCAGUCAGGGGUGCGAUCCAUAUAACAUCAAUUUGCUGACUGUUUUUUCAGUGUGGCAUAGAAAUUUGGAAAAUCAAUCAUUUUUCCCUCUUGCUCUCGCUUACACUGGAGCAGAGGGCAAAUAUUAGUGACAUUUACAUUAAAAGGGUCAUGUAGGGUCAUGUAACUCGCGAAACUAAGCUUUGACCUAUCUGCAAGGUCAACUGCAAAAACCCAAAGUGACAAACCCUAAAUAAGGGUUCAAUCUAAACGUGAGUAAAUACAGUAUAUAUGGUGAAAAGUUCUUUGAAAAAUCUGAUCACAUGCCAGUAAGUCAUUUUACAUAUCAUAUCAUAUACAUGUAUAUAUAGAAGUGAAAAUUUGUGGAUUUGUUUUUUUGUUUCAUUCACAUAUGUUUUUACAUGGAUUGGUGCAUCCUGACCAAAUUUGGCACACCUAUCCACCAUUAUCCGGAAGGAACUUUAGGGGGCUUUUGAACUUUUUAUAACAUUCCGUUUGGGCCCCAAAUUCGUUUUUUUUUUCUUAGAUGAGCUUUAUAAAUAAAAUUAUUCACAAAUACUCCUAUAUGAAUGGAAGAAUCUCGACCAAACUUAGUAAACAUACACUUGAUUAUCCAUAUUCAAUUGCUGAACAGUGCUGAACUCGUAAUAUCCACUCCUCUUGGCCCCAUUUCAUUUUUCCUUAUAUAAGCUAUUUAAAUAUCAAUUGGCUUAGACAACACUGUAGGUUCUACGUGAAUUGAUGUAUAUAGGCCUAGCUUUUUAGGUAUACCCGUCAUUGUCCGUAUUGAAAUAUUUGUGGAUUUAAAAUGAAUAAUAUCCAAUCCAUUCAGGGCCAAUCUAGACUUUUCCAGAAAUUUUGAAAAUUUAAAAAAGCUAUAUCAAGAAGUGCAUUUUUAAACUGAAUUUCAUGGGACAACUUUUAGAUUUUAACUUAUUUAUCUGACUGAUUUUUAUAGGGCCCCCUAUCUCAUGCAAAACUGAAUUGGUACAAUUAUGGGAUGGGCCCCUCUUUCAACUUCAAUGUACUAUGGCAUUGUAUAAAUAAUUUUUAUAGUAGUGCAUUGUAUAAAUAAUUUUUCUUAUUCGAAAAAUAAUAAUGUAGAAAAAUUAAUUUUUUACAUGUUUCGAGAAGGAUAUUAAAUUUAAUCUAGAAUGUUCCAUAAAGUUCCAUAUUGUUCUAAGGGGACACAUAAUUGGAUCUAAAAACUUAUUGAAAUGUUAGUUUAGUUCUAUUCAUUUCUAUACUUCCAUUGGGAUCUUCUCUAAACAUUCCCUUCAUAAUCCUACUGGAAAAAAAAUCCAACUGGGAACAUGAACCCACAGAGUAACAGGAUCCUAAAGGGGAAAGAGAAAACUGGAACACAUCACAAUCCCAUCAGGUAAUGUGAUCAAAUCUGGAUCCUAUCGGCAAAUUGGAUCCAAUAGAGAAAUCCACUGAAUUCAGGAUCACACAGGGAAACAGGAUUUCCACCUGGAAUUGGGACCCCACAGGGAUCGGGAUUCUACUGGUAUCAGUAUCCCAUUGGAAUCCCACCAGGAAACGUGAUCCCAUCGGGGAACCCACCGUGAUUGGGAUCACACCAGGAAAUCGGAUCACACUAGGAUCAGGAUAAAACCGGGUUCAGGAUCCCACAGGAAACGGGAUCCUGACGAGAUCGGGAAACCACAAUGAUCAGGAUCAUACAAGGAUUAGGAUCCCACCGGGAUUGGGAUUCGAAAUGGGUCGGGAUCCCUCUAGGAAACUGGUUACCAUGGAAAACAGGAUUCCAUUGGGAAAGUGGAUCUGGUUGGGAUCUCUGCGGGAUUGAAAGGUUUACGAAAAUUAUUAUAAAUGUGUUUUAUAGGAGACAAAUUAAUUUUUAUAUUUUUUUCACUAUGUCAGUGUUUUUUUGUUUUUUUUACAUUGUGCUUAAUUUUAAUGUUAAUUAAAAGGCUGUAGAAGUUAUUGGUUUUCGAAUGUAAUCCCGGGCAUAUUGGCAAGUUAUAUAUGCAGUAGAACCCAGUUAUGUCGACGGCUUUGGGGUUUGCCAAAGAACAUUGAGAUAACCAAUGAUAGAGAUAAACGAAAACCAAUAUUGCGGCAAUAUAUUAACAUGUGCUUGAAAUUUCUUUACGUAUACGAUGUGCAUUUAUAAAUAAGAUGUACAUGCACAUGUGUUUGGAGUUGUUUUUGUUUACACAGCGUUACCGCGAUUUGUUUGAUGAAGUGAUUGGCAUGCUAUAAAAAUGUACAUACAUUUUGCUAACAACACAAGGCAUAUGUGGGGUGCCACUUUUCCAGAUUAUUCCGGAUUCAUGAGACUAAAUAUUUUUCAGCUCCGGAUUCGCGACUACUUAUUUUCUCUCGCUCUGGAUUUGCCAGUUCAUUUUAUUCAAAUACAGAUUCUGUUUUUUUUUUUUUAAAAAUCAACCUGUAAGAACAUGUGAAAGCCUAUUUUAAGUGACAAGCGGGUUCGCUAUAAAUAGAAUAGGUACUGAGACCUUUGUUUGUAAGCCUCUCGCUCCUCGCUUCUUGCUGUGUCAAGUUAAUUGCACGGACAAAAAUAUUGUCAUUUCAAUUACUACAAUUUGAAAUAGGCAUGUUUCUGUUGUAUAUAAUUUGCAAAAGCCAAUGAUUGGGCAGGGGGAUCAAGAUAACCGAGGUUAAGUGACAAAUUUGGCCGCCUUUUGUGCUCCAGGUAUCAGGGUUCGUCAACAUAAAAUAAUCAACAUAACCGAGGAGAAAUUGCUAAUACAAAGACUGUGAUAUGUUUUGACAGUACUAAUGAUAUUCUAAAAAAAUUAUUCUUUCAUUAUAUAUAAAAUUAAAAUUGUUUCCAUUUUUAAAAAAAACUUGAUGCUGUAACUUACAAUUUGAACCUAAAAAUAUAAUAAUCGUAUUUAUUUUUUUAGAGUUCUAAUAACUAAACCUGAAACAAUGACAAGGAUCAUUGAAAUCCUUCACUGCUUCAGAGCUACAAUAGUCUGCAGGUUUCAUUGGAAUGACAGCUAUUAUGCUUUUCUUUUGUCUUGUUUUAAUAAUUUGUAUUAUUGAAUCAUUUGAUUUUGUAUAUUGUCUAAUCAUAAUUAAAGCUUAAGAUAUAUUGCUUUAUUUACACUAAUUAUUUGGGUCUCAUUAAUCUACUUAAAAGCGUUUGGCCAGUCCGACCCUCUUAUAAUUAGUUAAAUAUUAUUAUAAAACAUUUUAACACCUUUAACAUGGAUCUCAUUGGGUGUUCCAUGUAACAGUAGUGUGCUGCCAGUUAAGCUAGGUGUACCACAAAACUUCUGAGACAUUAUGAUGCUACUGGUAAAAGUUAUUAAAAUAAUUUAACGCAAUUUUAAAAAAAAAAAGAACAAGAAAAUAAUAUUCAAGAAAUUUAACUUAUUUUGUAAUUUUAUAGGGGAUUUAUUGGCUUACAGCUUGCAACAAAAGAUAUGAGUAAUUAAUGAGAAACUUGUGGUUUUUUAAGAACCGGUGAGUUAAUCGCUGUAAGGAACUUUUCUCAUUUCCCUUGCUUACUAUUGCAUCUAUGCCACAAAAUGGAUAAAAUGGCAUUACAACUGCAAGCCAACAAACAACUCACUGGUGAAGGCAAGCAUUUUUCUUGCUAUACUGUGGCUCUGGCAUUGUUGCAAACUUGUACGUUAGUCCCCUCUCUCUUUGUUGCCUACUUGUACGUUAGUUCCCUCUCACAUUGUUAGCAACUCAUAGGUUUGUGUGCUGUGGUGCUCACUAAUAGGAUAGCGUGGUGUGGGAAAAACACUGAUCUUUAAUAACUAUAUUACUGAAUGCAAAAAUAGUUGUAAAUAAAUUUAGCAUAUUCUUUUGAUUUAAUGAUUUUGUUCAGGUAUAAUGCCACUAUGUGAUGAUUUCACAACAUGUCAUAUAUACACUAAAAGUUCUUUGAUCACUUUUAAAUGCAACAUUACAACUUUAUUUUUUCAAGACACAAUUAUAUAGGUACCAAUGUAUUUGUACCUCUUAAUACUAUUUUAUAUUUUUUUCAGGUCCAGAUUCGCCCAUGGAGCCUAAGUGACUCUGAUUUUGUUAUGGAUGGUUCACAGCCAUUAGAUCCCCGGAAAACAAUAUUUGUUGGUGGAGUCCCACGGCCAUUAAGAGCAGGUAUUCAUUAUUCUGUUAUGUGGUGCUUAAAAAGUAAAUUUUUGUUUAUAUAUAAUCUCAAAGCCAGUCAGAUAAUUUUUAAAGUGAUGAUCACAGCUAAAAUAAAACUCUUUACUAAUUAAAAUUAAAUACAAUAAAGUUUAUUUUAAUAUAGUGAUUAAAAUUAACAUGAUUUUUAAAAAUUAAAGGCAACCAAUUAUUUAAUCAUUCAUUUAUCCUCUUAGUGCUGUGGGGAAUAGGUCAUUAAUGAUUUCUACCCAUUUUGCUGUGAGCGUUACUACCCUCAGACCUUAAUUCUGCUAUCUUCUCAUGUUAUUGGACCUCCCUUGCGCCCUGUUGGUAUUUCCUCUAAAAUGUUGGUGCAUAUGCCAAUUAGCUUAGGUCCUUUUCUUGCUUCCUCUGGAAUGAAGAGCAACACAUUUAUUGUGCGAGAUUUCUAUAUUUGUUUAUAUCAUGAAUACACAGUGUGUUUACAGUGACUUAUAUUUUGCCUAAAUGAGCUUUUCUAAUUUUGACUGGUCUACUUCAUACUCUGUGGAUACCAAUCUCAACUAGGCCGUAGUUUUAUCUUUAUUUAUUCUGAAGGAAAAUUAUUAUAGUAUAUUUCUUUCAGUGGAACUGGCUAUGAUAAUGGAUCGUUUGUAUGGUGGUGUCUGCUAUGCUGGCAUAGACACGGACCCUGAGUUAAAAUAUCCGAAAGGUGCAGGCAGAGUUGCAUUUUCCAACCAACAGAGUUACAUUGCAGCAAUUAGUGCUCGUUUUGUUCAACUCCAGCAUGGUGACAUUGACAAAAGGGUAAGUUAUAAUUUGUAAUGAUUGCAAUUCCCCCCCCCCCCUUAAAAUUGGUCCUGUUUUCUAUGUCAUACUUUAUGACCAUUUUUUGUUGUAGACUUUGCCAUUCAUGUCAUCAAAGACAGUGGCCAUUUCUUUGGGACUGGGUAGUAUUGUCAGUAUUAGCACACUUGUGCUCUAAAGUUCAGGUCCUGGCCAGAACCAAUAAAAUGACUAAACACCAGUCCUAAAUAUAAUUUAAGAAAUUUAAUGCUGCAGAAUAUUGGAUAGGUUAUUAUAGAAAAUGCAAAUUUUUACAAACAAUUUAUUGUUAUAUUGUGGCCAUCAUAUUUUCGUAAUCAUACAUAUACAUUCUUUCUUCAAUCAUACGUUAAAAAACAGCGAAACCAAAUUUUUUAAAUGUUAAAAUGAUAAGAGAAAUUUGUUAAUGGUCUGUUAUAGUUAAAAAAACAAAAUAUAUGGUGUCUUACAGGUGGAAGUCAAGCCAUAUGUAUUAGAUGAUCAGAUGUGUGAUGAGUGCCACGGAGCACGUUGUGCGGGUAAAUUUGCCCCUUUCUUCUGUGCCAACGUGACUUGUUUACAAUACUAUUGUGAAUAUUGUUGGGCGCAAAUACACUCUCGUCCAGGAAGAGAAUACCACAAGCCUUUGGUUAAAGAAGGAGCUGAUCGUCCACGUGCUGUGCCAUUCAGAUGGUGUUAAGGAUGUUGCUUCAAGGAACAGAAGCAAAAUAUUUAUUGUAUUUAAUUAUCUUAAUUCUAAUUCAGCUUCUAGUCAUUAUUUUUCUUCAUUCAAAUUUUUUUAGUUAUGUUUUUUUGUAAUUUUAAGAAAUUUAAAAUUAUUUUUUUCAAAUAUUGUAUUUAUCAAUUUAUCCCCAAUUAGAAAGUUAGUGUAGUACAUUUUUGAAGUACAUAUAUUGAGAUAAUCAACGAAUUCUUAAUUUCAGACACACUUCUUAUAGUCUAAGUACAAAGUUCAGAUCAUAUUUUUAUAGCAAAUUUUAAUGCAUAUAUUGAUAAGUCCCUUUGUAUAGUAACUUAUAUCAAAUUUCCUUUAACAAAUAGGGUUUGACAACUACAAAAUUUUUAAUGGGUAUUGAUGUGGAUUUACUUUCAUUCAUAUUUUUAUAAACAUAAUUCACAACAGUUUAAAUUUUAACAUUUUAUUUUAAUUGUCUCCCUUUUGUCCCAGUUUCAUUCAAGAUUUAUAUUAAUGCUUAAAAGAGUCUUAAAAUGUUAAGAAAAUGCUUUAUAAAGAGCUUUACAACACUGGCUCUAUGUAAUAGCUUGGCAAAGCCAAAUGUUGAAAAGUCAGUAAUCUAAAAAAUUACAGCUCUACAAUAAAUUGAAUUUUAAACUCUGAAUUCUAAAUAUUAACUUUCUAGUCGUUCUGUUCCUGUCACAUUCAAAUAUUUUUUUGAGUGCAUUAUACAAAUUUAAAAUGAAAAUAUUUGUGUGAUGUAUUAGUAAAAUAUUUUUGUCAACCAGAAGAGGCACUUAACUGAAAUAAUCAAUGACUUUAUCAUAUCUGAGACCACAUAUAUAGCCAUAAUUACAAGCUGUACUGAAUAAUGUUUCUUUAUAUGAUUUGGAUAUGUGAGUACUUAAAUAGGAGACUACAAUGUGAAAGUUAUUUGAAAAUAUAAUCAGUAUUAAAGAACAGUGUUAAAUUUUAAAGACUACACAUGUAUUACAUGGAAUAAAAACAAAAAUUGUUUAAUGAAGUCAAAGGUCUAAACAACCCAAAUAUUAUGUCCAGAAUUCAGUAUGUAUUUAUUAUAACAAUCAAAUUUAAAUGGAUAUAGGCUUAUGCUUAUGCAGCUUGCAAAAUUUUAUAAAAAUAAUAAUAUUAUUUCAAACCUCAGCAUAUGGCCAAAGUAUAAUUUCAUUAUUAAUAUAAAAAAAAAAGUAUAAAGACAUAACAAGAACAAGUUUCUGACACAGUAUUUGUGCUAUGACAUUAACAGUACAUCUUUUUGUGGUCAAUAAACAAUAUUAGGAGUUUGUAAAGCAACAUUCAAAAUUUUAGAUACAUAGUCUUCUUCCAUUGACUAAUUAGGUUUAAAAGAAAUUUAGUAAUUGCAUGAUGGGCUAUAAUUUACAACAUUAAAAUAACACAAUACUCAUAUAAUUGUACAUUUGAAAACAAAAAAAA